AUGAAUAUUAAAGAUACUGAAUCUAACAACCAUUCUAACAACUAUUCUAACAAUUAUUCUAAUAACUAUUCUAAUGACUAUUCUAAUAACUAUUCUAAUGAUGAAUCAUCUCCAAUAUCUGAAAUAAAUUCUUCUAUUCUAACUAUAUUAAAUAAAUCUUCAAAACGAUCCUUAUUUUUAUGGCUCUAUUUUGAAUUUGAUCCAAAUGAACCAAACAUUCCAAUUUGUAAAAAAUGUAAUCAAAAAUUUUCAGAGAAAUCUGGAAAUUCAAGUUUAGAAAGGCAUUUAGAAAGUCAACAUAAAAUUAAAAUUCCUAAACUCAAAA
This is a messenger RNA of Racocetra persica, 325 nucleotides long. Lineage: Eukaryota; Fungi; Glomeromycota; Glomeromycetes; Diversisporales; Gigasporaceae. The record is from the annotation of a GenBank genome assembly.